AUGGCAUCUUCGACAAAGAAGCCAGAUGGACGAGUCUGGAAGGCAUGCUUUUCCUGCCGGCGGAAGAAGAUCAAAUGCGACGGGGAACAGCCAUGCUUCAUGUGCGAGUCUCGCAACCACCUUUGCGAGUACCCCGAAACCAACGAUCAUGCGGCGAAUAGUCGACGUUAUGCAACAUCACUGGAGGAACGGUGUCAGCACAUGGAUAACCUGUGCAUCCGCUUGGAGGGCCUAGCCCAAACACUUUCCCAGUACAUCAAUCACGCGCAGGCAGUCAACCAUCCGUGCAAUGCUCCCGACCACAUCGAGCAAUGUCCAACGUUCGGAUAUUCGUCGGUCGCUACGGCUAUUUCUACGGAUCACGUCUUAGGAAUGACAAGAUAUAAGGCAGGAGUCGAGCCACCAGUCGCCUCUCCUGUAACCUCGCAUCCUACCAGCCCUCCCCCUUCAUACCGAGCUAGUGCAGAUCUAGUGGGCCAUAUGGUGGCCGACUCAUACGGCCGCCUCAGGUAUGUUGGUGGAGUAGCCAACAACAUGGUAAUCGAGGCAGUUCAAAGUCUGUGUCCAGCAAGUAAUCAAACAUCCUGUGAACAGAACAACUCUAUCAGAAGGUCAGAGGUGGAACUGCCAUUCUUCACGCGCGAUAAGACGUGGCCCGAUCUGCCGUAUCUUCCGCAGGCGAGAGAGAUGACCCGGCCUCCCCGAUACAUCUCAGACUUACUGAUCGACAUCUACUUUGAGAGGCUGCAUUACACCUUUCCUAUCCUAUACCAACCAGAUUUCAUGAUUCAGUAUCAGAAACUGAAAGAUACGAAGGAUUUGACGGGCCUUGACAGAGGCUUUCUUGCCGUCUACUUUGCAAUCUGUGCUUGUGCUUCUGGCUUACUCCCUCAAGCCCCUGGUGCAUCUACCCUGGCGGGUAUGGAGUACUAUCAGAAGGCUCUACUCAUGUUCUUCGCUUCCAGUGGUGAAGUCUUUAUUGAGCAAGUUCAGUGUCUUGGCUUGCUUGCAUUAUGCUGUGCCGGCUGGAAUGUUCUUGCGCAAGGAUGGCGAUUGGCUGGGCAGGCAGUUCGCAUCGCGCAAGAUCUUGGUCUGCAUCUCUCCAGUCUGAGGGAACCUCAAGGAAAGACACCGAGCUUGUCGGAGUUGAAGGAAGCGCAGAUUGCUCGCUGUGUUUGGUGGAGUGUAUUCGAGAUCGACUGUUUGACUUCAAUAUGCCUAGGACGGCCAAUGGCCGCACAUGUUGCCCAUGUUUGCUGUGAACUGCCGCUGGAUAUCAGCAAUGAGGAUCUGGAUCAAGGCUAUGAUUAUGGCAACAAGACUCAGCGUUCACAUUCAUCGAUGAUGGGCUUUAUUGCGCUGAUCCGGCUGUGCAAGGUGGCCGCCGAUGUACAUCACUUCCAUCUGUCCAACAGAAUGGGACGCGGAGACUCGUCGAGUCGAAACUGGACUACCUUGCUCACCAAUGUCAACAGUUUUACACAGCAGCUUGAUAAUUGGGUCCAAGGACUCCCAAAUGAGAUUCGAUUUUCUGCCAACAAGGGCUCAAGCGGGCUGAACUUGACUAUGAGUGCCAUAGCAUUCCUUGUGCACUCGGCUAUUCUCAUGAACUUAUACCGGCCGCUGCUGGGUUGCGAACGCCCGGAAUCACAUUCACUUCUUCGCAACCCAUCUUCCGAAUGCCUUGGAGCUGCGCAAAGCUGUAUCCAGGCAGCUGAACUAAUCCAUGACUGCAUACCACCGUCGCACCAUCUAGCCUUCUGUGUCCAAUACCUAACUAUAUCUGGAAUAUUUGUAUACAGAUUGAGGAUGACGGAGUCCGUUGAUUCAGGUGAUCGGAUCUCGCAGGGACGUACGGCUCUUGCCCUUCUCACUGAGAUUGAGCGAGUCUGGCCGGGUGCUAGUCGCAGCCGUUCAAUUCUAGAGCGACUGCUCCAGGACCCGGAUGACUUUGACGGCGCUAGUCAAUCUACGCCAUUGUCCAUGUUUGACGGCUUCUCAUGGGAGGACUUCCCGGGAGCAGAUAUGAUCGACGACUUUCUGCGGAAUGAGCUGUGA
Molecule: messenger RNA, 2058 nt
Organism: Aspergillus japonicus CBS 114.51
Lineage: Eukaryota; Fungi; Ascomycota; Eurotiomycetes; Eurotiales; Aspergillaceae
Product: Zn(II)2Cys6 transcription factor
Exons: 8
Coding region: 1-2058 (685 amino acids)
Biological process (GO): regulation of DNA-templated transcription; DNA-templated transcription
Molecular function (GO): zinc ion binding; DNA binding; DNA-binding transcription factor activity, RNA polymerase II-specific
Source: RefSeq, a predicted model, not a curated record